GCUGAGCGCCCGCGCCGGCGGCGGCACCGACAUGCCUCAAAGUGCGUUAUUUAUUUAUUCUACACAUCCUCACUCGCCAGCACACCUUAGUAUCCAUACAACCACCGAUUAGAAGACACUCAUAACCCCAUAUUGUCAUAUACAUGCACGUGACUCUCCGCCUCUCGCGCCACAUGGAUUUCGGUUGCUACGACAAGAACUCUGGCGAAGUGGAGUGCUACCUCGAAAUACAUUGCGAUACGGGUACUUCUUGCGCAAUCACGAUACAAAUGCCCAACCCGGAAGCGGCGGGCUGCGUGGAGCGGUUCGCGACCUUCAUGUCUCUGCUGCUGGUCAUCAUCACAUUCCCGUUCUCGCUGUUCGAGUGCUUUAAGGUGGUGCAAGAGUUCGAACGAGCCGUGAUAUUCAGGCUCGGACGAUUGAGGAAAGGCGGCGCGAGAGGCCCCGGACUGUUUUUUGUGCUACCCUGUAUAGACACUUAUAGAAAGGUGGAUUUGAGAACUGUGUCGUUUGAUGUGCCGCCGCAAGAAGUUCUAACGAGAGACUCCGUGACAGUGGCUGUAGACGCGGUAGUCUACUAUAGGAUAAAGGAGCCUUUGAACGCAGUCGUCAAGGUGGCAGACUACAGCGCAUCAACACGGCUGCUAGCUGCGACCACGCUGCGUAACGUACUGGGCAUGCGCGAUCUAGCGCAGCUGCUGUCAGACCGCGAAGCCAUCAGCCAUAUGAUGCAAGCCAACCUGGACGAGGCCACAGACCCCUGGGGUGUCGAGGUGGAGCGCGUGGAGAUCAAAGAUGUGAGGCUCCCAGUGCAACUGCAACGCGCGAUGGCGGCCGAAGCAGAGGCAGACCGCGAGGCGCGAGCCAAGAUCAUCGCGGCCGAAGGCGAGAUUAAAGCCUCCAAGGCGCUUAAGGAGGCAUCUCUAGUCAUGGUGGAUAACCCAAUGGCCCUACAGCUCCGGUAUCUACAAUCACUGAAUACGAUUUCAGCGGAGAAGAACUCUACGAUAAUAUUUCCAUUCCCGAUGGAUUUCCUGAAGACAUUCUUAGGAGUGCCCGGGCCAAGCAAUCCGUCGUUACCUAUGUAAUUAAUUAAAAAUUAUAAGUUAUAUAUAUUAUAAGUAAAUACGUUUUUUAUUUUUACUGUGAACUACUUAAUGAAUCUAUUCCAAUCUAUUCGUAGGUCAUGUACCUUGUUUUGUAAUAAAUACUCUAUACCUAUAC
This is a messenger RNA of Leguminivora glycinivorella, 1224 nucleotides long. Its product is annotated as band 7 protein AGAP004871-like. The coding region runs from base 144 to 1088 and encodes 314 amino acids. Lineage: Eukaryota; Metazoa; Arthropoda; Insecta; Lepidoptera; Tortricidae. The transcript is spliced from 8 exons. The record is from RefSeq and is a predicted model, not a curated record. Gene Ontology annotation, cellular component: plasma membrane.